GAACUUUUUAUUAAUUAUUAAGAGUUUUUCUUUCUAGAUUGUCCAAAAAAUUUCUCUCAUAAAUUAAUGACCUCAAGUAGCCAAAUAUACAAGGAGAGAAACUUCUGGUGUUUUGCUCAUUACUACUUAAUCUUUGUUGAAAUGGCAUAAGAGUUCCAACUUUGUGUUUAGAUUCUAUAGCUCUAGAGUAAUUAUGUGUGUAUACUUCUCUGCAACAUCAAUCAUGAUUUACAUAACUAUGUGAAGAAAGCUUUUUCCUUGGGACUAAUCACAAGCCAAUUCCCUCUCUUAUUAUGUGUUUUCUAGGUUUUGCCUCUCUUUCCGUACAAAAGUGAGAAUGAUAGAGACAAAGAGGAGGGUUGUUCUAACUUUUGAGCUCAAUUUGUAAGACUGCAGGUGUUUUUUGCUUGUUCGAUGGACUUGAUGCAUUUUAAGAACAAGUAGAAAGAAAUAAAUUAAGUGAAAGGUAUAGUGGAGUUACAGAGAGGAAGAACAUAGAGAAUGGCUAUGGCUAUGGCUAUGAAAGCUAGUCUAAAGCUUCUAGGACAAUACCCCAUUCUCAGUUGCAGUAAACACUGGAGGGGUUCAUCAUUGCGAGUGUCGUUUCGGGGCUUGUGUACGGAUUCUACAGAGGAGCUACAGCUCAAGGACUUCAUGGAGUACCUGGAUUCUCUUAAGAACUAUGAGAAAUUAGGGGUCCCCAAAGGUGCAGGGACUGAUUCUGAAGAUGGGUUCGAUUUGAGUCGGAUGAGAACGUUAAUGAAGCUACUUGAUAAUCCUCACUCCGACUUCAAGGCCAUUCAUAUUGCCGGGACCAAAGGAAAAGGUUCUACUGCAGCCUUUAUCUCCAAUAUUUUGAGGGCACAAGGCUAUUCAGUUGGUAGUUAUACAAGCCCACAUAUCCACACUAUUAGAGAACGAAUAUCGUUAGGAAAGUUUGGUGAGCCUGUGUCAACUAAAGCUUUAAACUCUCUUUUUCUUCGGAUGAAGGAGAUUAUUAACCAGGCGAGGAAACUUGAAAAUGGGCAUAUAAGUCAUUUUGAGGUUCUGACAGCUAUGGCAUUCAAACUAUUUGCAGAAGAGAAUGUUGAUGUUGCAGUUAUUGAGGCUGGGUUGGGGGGUGCACGAGAUGCGACCAAUGUUAUCUGUAGCACUGGACUUGCUGUAUCAGUUAUUACUACAAUAGGUGAGGAACAUUUGGCUGCACUUGGGGGCUCUUUGGAAAGCAUUGCAGUUGCAAAGUCUGGAAUCAUUAAGCACGGUUGCCCAGUGGUUUUGGGUGGACCGUUUCUCCCGCAUAUUGAAAAAAUUCUUCGAGACAAAGCUUCUUUGAUGUCAUCACCUGUAGCAUCUGCUUCUGAUAGUGGUAAUUGCAGUAAAAUUAACGACAUUAGCUUGAUUGAUGGUAGACCCUACCAAUCCUGUGAUAUAGUGAUACAAGCUGACAGGGAUUUAAGCCUGCCCUUCGAGUUACUUGAUGUGAAGUUGUACAUGCUUGGAAGUCACCAGCUUCAAAAUGCAGUCACUGCCACUUGCACAGCACUCUGCCUGCGCGACCAAGGAUGGAAUAUUUCUGAUGAAUCUAUUAGAGCUGGUUUAGAGAAUACAUGCUUGCUCGGAAGGAGUCAAUUCCUAACAUCUGAGGAAGCUGAGGCAUUGGGACUGUCGAAUGCAAUACUAAUGUUGGAUGGAGCCCACACUAAAGACUCUGCUAAAGCAUUGGUGGAUACUAUACAAAGGACUUUUCCUGGUGCACAUUUGGCUCUUGUAGUUGCAAUGGCCAGUGAUAAAGAUCAUGUAGGUUUUGCGCGAGAGCUCCUCUCAGUAUCAGGUGGAAAAAUAGAGGCUGUCCUUUUGACUGAAGCUAGCAUUGCUGGGGGGAAAUCUCGGACAACUUCAACUUCUUUCUUAAGAGAUUGCUGGAUCCAAGCUUCCAAUGAGUUGGGAUUAGCUACUCUUCAAGUUGAAAUGGAAGAACCGAGAGAACUACUUAAAGAUCAAUUUUAUGGCAGUGUAAGCGAUCAGGAAACUAAAAUCGUUUUGGUAUCCGAACCUUCAUGUUUGUCUUCAUUGCAAAUUGCAAAUCAUAUUCUGAGAGGUAGGACGGGUAAUGGAUCAGGCAUUGUUGUGGUUACAGGAUCUUUGCAUAUCGUGUCGUCUGUAUUAGCUACUCUUCAUGGCUGAUUUAGUUACAUCUUGUCUCUAUUUUUACACCACCAUCUUUCAAAUAUACAUUGGCUACAGAAACCACAUUUUGCUAUUUAGUUAUCAUUUGGCUGCUUCACUUGAAGAUGUUGGGAACUCUUCUUCUUCCACCUCAUCAGUUACAUGGUGGAAAUAUUUCUGGUCUUUAAAGUUUCAACAAAAAGUAAAAAAAAUUUCUUGGGGAGUAGUUCAUGAUGUCCUUCCAGUUGCUACUAAUUUAGUUAUUCAAGUUGUAAUCUCUUUUGAGGGAUCCAACCUUAUUUUGUGACUUUUGACCACUAUUAUAUUGAUAUGGAGCUUGAUUGAGUUCACAAGUAAUGAGUUGCAACAAAACUCAAAUUCUUUUUUCUU
Cannabis sativa is the source of this 2556-nucleotide messenger RNA. Its product is annotated as dihydrofolate synthetase. Bases 502 to 2184 code for a protein of 560 amino acids. NCBI's taxonomy places the organism in Eukaryota, Viridiplantae, Streptophyta, Magnoliopsida, Rosales, Cannabaceae. Gene Ontology annotation, cellular component: cytoplasm; mitochondrion; cytosol. The record is from RefSeq and is a predicted model, not a curated record. Gene Ontology annotation, biological process: tetrahydrofolylpolyglutamate biosynthetic process. The transcript is spliced from 10 exons. Gene Ontology annotation, molecular function: tetrahydrofolylpolyglutamate synthase activity; ATP binding.